This is a messenger RNA of Fusarium musae, 1830 nucleotides long. RefSeq names its product Protein kinase (gene CLA4). Gene Ontology annotation, molecular function: ATP binding; lysine-tRNA ligase activity; tRNA binding. Gene Ontology annotation, cellular component: cytosol; cytoplasm. The coding region runs from base 1 to 1830 and encodes 609 amino acids. Gene Ontology annotation, biological process: lysyl-tRNA aminoacylation. The record is from RefSeq and is a predicted model, not a curated record. NCBI's taxonomy places the organism in Eukaryota, Fungi, Ascomycota, Sordariomycetes, Hypocreales, Nectriaceae. The transcript is spliced from 3 exons.
AUGGCUGACGCUGCUGCUCCCCCGACCGAGCAGGUCGCCAACCUGCACCUCGAUGAGGUAACUGGUGAGAAGGUCUCCAAGACCGAGUUGAAGAAGCGUCAGAAGGCCCGCCAGAAGGAGGAGGAAAAGAAGAAGAAGGCUGCUGAGCGUGGUCCUGCCCCUGCUCCCAAGAAGGCGGCUGGCGGUGCUGAGGCUGCCGAGAAGGACCUCACUCCUAACCAGUACUUCGAGAUUCGAUCAAGGAACAUCAACAAGCUCCGCGAGACCAAGAGCCCCAAUCCUUACCCUCACAAGUUCAAUGUCACAUACGAUCUGCGAAACUUUGUCAAGGAGUUCGGUCACCUCAAGUCUGGCGAGCACGCCAAGGACAAGAUUAUCCAGAUUGGUGCCCGUGUCCACGGAAAGCGAGCAUCCGGCUCCAAGCUUCUUUUCUACGAUGUCCGAACUGAGGGCGUCAAGGUCCAGAUUAUGUGCCAAGCGCAAGAGGUGCGAGAUGGAGCUCCCGCUUUUGAUGCUCAGCACGAACACCUCCGCCGAGGUGAUAUCAUUGGUGUUAUUGGCUACCCCGGCCGAACUGCCCCUAAGACCAAGCUUGAGAAGGGAGAGGAGGGUGAGCUGUCCAUCUUCGCGACUGAGGUCGUCCUCCUGACUCCUUGUCUUCAUGCCCUCCCCGAUGACCACUACGGCUUCAAGGAUCUUGAGCAGCGAUACCGCAAGCGAUAUCUCGAUCUUAUCUGCAACGAGAAGGCCCGUAAUGUUUUCAUUACUCGAUCCAAGAUGAUCACCUGGAUCCGACGUUACUUUGACGAGCGUGACUUCGUCGAGGUUGAGACUCCCAUGAUGAACCAGAUUGCUGGCGGUGCCACCGCCAAGCCCUUCACUACUCACCAUAACGAGUACGACAUGCAGAUGUUCAUGCGUGUCGCUCCUGAGCUGUACCUCAAGAUGCUUGUUGUUGGUGGCCUUAACCGAGUGUACGAGAUUGGACGUCAAUUCCGAAACGAGGGUGCUGAUCUCACCCACAACCCUGAGUUCACUACCAUUGAAUUCUAUGAGGCCUACGCCGACGUCAACGACCUGAUGGACACCACUGAGGACAUGGUCUCUGGCCUUGUCAAGUACCUUACCGGUGGCUACAAGACCACCUUCCACACCCAGACCGGCGAGAAGUACGAGGUCAACUGGGAGAAGCCCUGGCCUCGAUAUGAGAUGAUUCCCACUUUGGAGGAGGCUACCGGAGAGAAGUUCCCUCCUGGUGACCAACUCCACACUCAAGAGACCAACGAGUUUCUCAAGAAGGUCCUCAAGAAGAUGAACCUAGAGUGCACACCUCCUCUCACCAACGCCCGCAUGAUUGACAAGCUGGUUGGUGAGUUCAUCGAGGAGAAGUGUGUCAACCCCUCUUUCAUCACUGGUCACCCUCAAGUCAUGAGUCCUCUUGCCAAGUACCACCGUGAGAUUCCCGGUCUGUGCGAGCGUUUCGAGGCCUUCGUUUGCAAGAAGGAGAUCGCCAAUGCCUACACUGAGUUGAACGAUCCCUUUGACCAGCGUCUGCGCUUCGAAGAGCAGGCUCGUCAGAAGGACCAGGGUGAUGACGAGGCUCAGCUCAUUGACGAGAACUUCUGUACCUCACUUGAGUACGGUCUGCCUCCUACUGGUGGUUGGGGUAUGGGUAUCGACCGAAUGGUCAUGUUCUUGACUGAUAACUACACCAUCCGUGAGGUUCUCGCUUUCCCCUUCAUGAAGGAUGAUAAGCUGGAGCAGAAGAAGCUUGCCGCCGAGGUUGCUGGCAUUGAGCCCAUGCCUGAGGAGGGCAUUGCUCACAAGUAA